This is a messenger RNA of Puccinia triticina, 1419 nucleotides long. RefSeq lists its product as uncharacterized. Bases 1 to 1419 code for a protein of 472 amino acids. The record is from RefSeq and is a predicted model, not a curated record. The transcript is spliced from 7 exons. NCBI's taxonomy places the organism in Eukaryota, Fungi, Basidiomycota, Pucciniomycetes, Pucciniales, Pucciniaceae.
AUGGACUUCACAACAGAGAGAACCAACCAGGUGACCGCACACGUGAAUGCUGUGGCCACACAUUUAAACACAGUGACAGAACGCUUCAUGGAGUUUGAAGCAUUUGUCAGGGGCCAUAUGGGUCGUAACAAGGGUGCUCAGGCCAAUCCCGGAGCAGGACAAUCCGAUUUGGAUCUCUUUCUCGAAGUGCUACAUAGACCUAAUGGCGCUCGGAUGGUAUUGGAUAGGCUAGGCACUUUGUCUAGCGAAGAGCGGAUCAAUAUGGCAACAGCUUGCUUGAAGAAAAUUGCGGAAAUUCGAAAGAAGGAGAUCUUGUUCUGCAGCCAGACGUUUGAGGACUUAGGAGCCAGAAUGCUUGUCAAUGAGGAUCAGUUUCAGGCGCAAGUCUCUCAGGUUCUCAGUGAGCGCCCAGAUUAUCAAGUCAUCCGAUUGGAACUGGCUCGUGUGUACGCCUUGGUGAGGAUAAUGAAGGAUUCCGGAAUCAUCACCGAGGAAGGAUUGCCUAUUGCGGUGAAUGGGGCUCGAGAAGGUGGGGACUUGGAGAGUGAGCAGGGGCCCAAUGUGAGCAUGCGGGCAGACACUCCGGCGGAGGUCAACGUGGCGCGAAAUGAUCAAGAACCAGGCCAGGAUGAAAAUCGCAGUGAUCCUAGUCCGGGUUCCUCGUUGCCAAGCCUCAGUUCCAUCAUGCAAAGCAUAGGCCGCCGUACCGGUACCAGGGGCCAGGAAGACAGCCCAGGCCGAAAUGUGAGAGCCGCCCGCAAGGAGCGUAUGGACACCUUAGAGAAUCGAUUAGGAGCGGUAAUCCCACGCCAUCAGAGGGCCUUUGAUCAGAUGGUCAAUUUCGAGCAACGGUUGGGCGCCAUAGAGAACCGCCUAGGAGCAAUUGUAGGCCAGGCUAAUACGUUUGAAACCCUAGCUUCCAUAUCCAGUCGAAUUAAUAGCUUACAGCGCUGUCAACGGGAUUUUACUCGAAUAAAUACCAUGAGUGAAAGGAUUAGAACCCUCGAAAACAACUCGCGGGCAGGGGUUGGGCCCAUCGUCGGAAGCAGACGGGUGCAUUUCCAAAACCGUACCUCGGUGGCCCGCACGGUUGGCCGUGGCUUGGGGGCGGCGCGAGACGCCCAACGUUCGGACAGGCCUAUCGGGACGCAGGGUUGGGACGAGCACGAUAUGAACGUUGUGUCAGCUAUCAUGAGUUUGCGCGGGAUAGAUGCCCAAAAUUGUAGAGCCCUGGCGCGGGCCCCUUUUGCAGUCUCAGUCCAUGAGAUCCGCGAUUUACAGGCGGAGCGCAUGAUUCCGCUUCCAACUCUCAGCGCAAACAACGCAGGUCCCGCGUACCGACUUGACAGCCGUGCGAAUCAUUCUGAUGAAUCAGGAGCUGCUGGUCCAGAUACUUCUCCCAAUUGCUCCGAUUCAUAA